AUGGAGAAGGAGUGGUGGAAAGAGGAGCUGGCAGCAGACAUCCAUCACACUCUGAGGAUGAAGGAACUCAAAUUGCCUGUGUACAAGGCUCGUUCACCGCAGAUUGGGAUGCGCCGAUACUUCGUUGAUGUCUUGACUGUGCUCAGCAACCAUUGCAACCUCUGCCCUACAGCCCGGCAUCUCGCUAUCUAUCUACUGGACCUCUUCAUGGAUCGCUAUGAUGUGACUGCCCAGCAACUCUGCAUAAUUUCAUUUUUCUGUCUUCGCCUAGCAAGUAAAUUUGAAGAUAGAGAAGAUAAAGUUCCAAAGUUGGCGCUCUUAAAUAACCUGGCGUACAUGUGCAAAGUGAAUGUGGUAUUAAACAAGCAAGAUUUGCUUGCGAUAGAAUUACUGCUUUUGGAAAUCUUCGACUGGAACCUCUGUAUGCCAACACCAGCACACUACAUUGACUACUACCUCUACAUGUCUAUUGGAGAGAAUGAACUUUACAAUGGCUGGCCCAUCACCUCGCCAACUGAAGCCAAAGACUUUCUGGAGAAAUAUGCAUAUUAUUUCCUUGAUUUCUCAGUGCAAGAUCCCACUUUCCUCCAUUUUCGUCCAUCUCUGAUUGCUGCAGCUUGUGUUUGUGCCGCACGUAUCUGUAUGCAGGUUUCUCCUGUCUGGACAAUGCAUCUUGAAUGGCUAACAUGCUAUUCCUUGGAACAUCUUGCCCCGUGCAUUGAGAUGAUGCUCAUGUAUUAUGAGAAUGACGUCAAUGAAGCCAAUAACGUAAAAAAGCAAGUAACAAUUCAACAUCAAGAACAGGAAGCAGUGGGAAAUCUGAGUUACCAAGCUACUACUCAAGUUCUCUUCCAGCAAUCUAGUUACCACCCUUUAACACAGCAUUCAGCUACGUUUUCCCAGUUCCAGUGGCCAGUACAAGAUCUGUGCUCAGCUUAUCGUGAAUCUUUACAGCAGGCCCACAGGCCCAGUGGUCUGCUUGCUGGGAGCACUGACAGCUCCCUGCACUCCUACACAGCUCUUCAGCCCAGCCUUCAGCCACCUGCCCAGGCUCUGCCCAUCCAGACACCCUUUGCCGUGCAGGUGGCAUUUGGAACAGAGAGCAGACACUGCAUUUCCAUGGUUUGUGGCAGUAGUUACUUCAGUGAUAAUCAUUCAUAUGCAGCUGGGUGUUUUGACUGGUAAAUACUGACAGGAGAAAAAGGUGGUAUGAAUAGAAGCUGAAGAAGAGACUCUGAUAUAAGACGUGAAUCUGAAUUAAAACCAUAGAGAAACAACAUCCUUAUGACUUGCCCAUUCAGACAAUGUUGAUACAAAUACACUGAUGACUGGAACCUGAUGCCUUUCUGCCAAGGCUUGUAGCUUUGGCUUUUAAUGAGAGAGAGAAAUAGAAAUCUGUCAAUAUAUCUCACUCAAUGUCACCUUGAGAGGCAUCUGUGUGGGACUCUGGAGAUUACUUCCUUCUGAUUUUCAGUUAGUGACUCAAUAGAGUUAUCUGAACACUUGUGUUGAAGAGUUAUUUCAGGCUGGACUAUAUGUUGAAUUUAUGGCAAACUAGCAAUGUUAUCUAGAAGCUGUUGUUGGAAAACA
Messenger RNA from Pezoporus flaviventris, 1590 nucleotides. RefSeq names its product cyclin J like (gene CCNJL). The record is from RefSeq and is a predicted model, not a curated record. NCBI's taxonomy places the organism in Eukaryota, Metazoa, Chordata, Aves, Psittaciformes, Psittacidae. Gene Ontology annotation, biological process: regulation of cyclin-dependent protein serine/threonine kinase activity; mitotic cell cycle phase transition. The coding region runs from base 1 to 1185 and encodes 394 amino acids. Gene Ontology annotation, cellular component: cyclin-dependent protein kinase holoenzyme complex; cytoplasm; nucleus. Gene Ontology annotation, molecular function: cyclin-dependent protein serine/threonine kinase regulator activity. The transcript has 5 exons.